Messenger RNA from Trifolium pratense (red clover), 4389 nucleotides. RefSeq lists its product as uncharacterized. Lineage: Eukaryota; Viridiplantae; Streptophyta; Magnoliopsida; Fabales; Fabaceae. The transcript has 2 exons. Bases 1109 to 3742 code for a protein of 877 amino acids. The record is from RefSeq and is a predicted model, not a curated record.
CGUCACGAGAGUGAGGAUUAUUUUAAAGGCAAUAAACCAACAUUGACGAGAGUUGAGGUUUAGGGUCGGAUAGUUAAAACUGACCGUUAGUUCUAAAGUCCGCGAGAGCUAUUUAGGAUUAAUGAGUUUUAUAUUGAUUUUCAAAGGUACUUAUAUAGGUAAGUGAGCGCGUGAGAGCUGAGCAUUUAUUUUAUCUAAGUAUAACGCUAGUCAAGAUUUGCGAGAGCUGAGAUUAGUGUUUUUAAAUUAAAUAUAAUUCUUGAAAACUGGCAACGGUUUUAUUUUCUUAAGCAGUUUUUAAUUAAGCGUUGAUUAUAAUUCGUCACGAGAGUGAGAAUUAAUUAAAGUAAAAAUCAAUAGAGCGAGAGCGUGAGAUUUCUACUAGAUAGUAAAAACUGAACAUUAAAUCUAAUUCGCAACGAGAGUUGGGAUUAGAGUUAAUUAAAUUAUAUUGUUUUUCAAAGAGUAUUUUAUUAGCGGGUGUGAGGACGAGAGUUAAGCAUCACCUUUAUAAUUUAUAAUACUAUCUGAAUUGUAUUUUUAAAACAAUAUAGUUUCGAAAAUUUAAUUGUUUACACCACUAAAAUCUAGAAGUAAUGCAACUACUUUGUAAAGUAUUUUAUUAAUUUCAUGAUGAGAGUUGUGAGAGCUGGAAGUGAGAACGGCUUUUGCCUGGAGCAUCGAUUUUAUUAAAAUACGACAAUUAGAUGUGGUAGUAAUUUUGUCUAGCGCGAAUUAAGCAUUGAACCCUCUGAAGCAACUAAUAGCACGUCCUAGCAAUAUUUUAUUUACAUAUUAAAAAUCUAAAAAAUAUUUAUUUCUCUUAUUUUAGUUAUUCAAUUAAUCAUAACCCUUUAAAUCAUUAGCCUUAGAUUUACAAAGCAACACUAGAAUACGGUAGGUCGAUUAUUGGUCCUUUGGGUUCGAUAUCUUUUAAAACUACACGACACGACUGUAUACUUGCAGUCCCGUUGUCACGCACACGAUCAAGUUUUUGGCGCCGUUGCCGGGGACCAAUUUAGUCGAUAUCGUAACUCCAGUGUUACACCGUAGAGACUAAGGCAAUUUAAUUUUAUUUUUAUUUUACCCCGAUUAGUUCGUUUGUUGCAUGCCAAGCACUCGCUCUAGAGGAGAAAGAUUGGUGCAACUAGUUAGCGAACCCGAACGUCUUUUAAGACGUAGAAAUUUAGAAAAUCAAUUAGAGAUUCCUCUUCCCGAUUUAGUUAUGGCUGAAGCCCCACAAGAACGACCACUAAGGUCAUACGCUAUUCCUUCGCAAGCUGAACCGCACAAUAGCAUCGCUGCCCCCGCUAUUGAAGCAAAUAACUUUGAGCUUAAACCUUCAUUGUUGUCAGCCGUACAACAAAACCAAUUCUCCGGAAACCCCACGGACGACCCCAAUUUACAUUUGUCCAUAUUCUUGCAAUACGCGGAUACCGUGAAGGCAAAUGGUGUCAGUCCCGAAGCUAUAAGACUUCGCUUAUUCCCAUUCUCAUUAAGAGAUAAAGCUAGAGCCUGGCUCCAGUCCCUACCAUCCAACUCAGUCGCAACAUGGAACGAGUUGAAGAAAGUCUUUUUAGCGAGAUAUUUCCCGCCUAGCAAAACUGCUAUGCUAAGAGCCCAAAUCAAUGGAUUUAGACAAAGAGACAACGAAUCUCUUUUCGAAGCAUGGGAAAGAUACAAAGAAAUGAUUAGGAUAUGUCCUCAUCAUGGGCUCGAAAAUUGGCUAAUUAUCCACACCUUUUACAAUGGUCUCUUGUAUAAUACAAGAAUGACAAUAGACGCCGCAGCUGGUGGCGCACUUAUGGAUAAACCAUACAACCAAGCCUAUCAGCUUAUUGAGAGCAUGGCUCAAAAUCACUAUCAAUGGGGAAGCGAGAGAGCACCAGUAGAGAAAACUCAAACGAAAGGUGGAAUGUACGAAAUCAGCAACAUGGACCACAUCAACGCCAAGUUAGAUGCCUUAACUCAAAAGAUAGAGAGUCUAACCAACGCACCCAAAGCCAACGUGGCUGCAACAAUACAAAAUUGUGAGUUGUGCGGAGCUCAAGGUCAUACAAUCGCUGAAUGUCGACUUCUAACCGAAGCUCCCAACGACCAAGUGAAUUACACUCAAGGGAACUCUUACAACCAAAACCAGAGAAAUCACCCGUACCUUUCGUACAAUAGCAACAACGCUUUAUAUGCACCUGGCCAAACACCUACUCCUUCGCCACCAGGAUUCCAAAAACCUGCUCAAAAUGCUCCUAUGAAGUCAAACCUUGAAUUGAUGAUGGAGAACUUCAUAGCCCUACAAACUCAAACUAACAAGGAAUUCCUAAAUCAAAACAUACACACUAAUGAGCAAAUUAAGCAAUUAACAAGCAGGCUAGAACUCUUGACCACUCACAAUAAGAUGUUAGAAACACAAAUCGCACAAGUUGCACAACAACAAGCAUCUACCUCUGCUCCUGCAGGCAUAUUUCCUGGCCAGCCUCAGCCAAACCCAAGGGGACAUGUGAAUGCUGUUAUAUUACGAAGUGGGACACAAUAUGAUGGACCAGCUGAUCCUAGAACUAAAAAUCCUACCAUGCAACCCAAUUCCGAUAAGACAACCGAGAAGGAGAGUGAACCAAAAGAAAAGGAGGAUAGUGGAGAGGAAACCAAAGAGAAAGAGAAACCUUACGUUCCUCCCCCACCAUAUAAACCACCCAUCCCGUAUCCUCAAAGAUUAGUACAAUCCAAAAACGUAGGGCAGUUUAAGAAAUUUGUUGAGCUUCUACAAAAACUAAACAUCACAAUACCUUUUACGGAAGCUAUCACACAAAUGCCCUCGUACGCUAAGUUUCUUAAAGAUAUCUUAACUAAUAAGAAAAAAAUCGAGGAAGAAGAAACCGUUAUGCUUACUGCCGAGUGUAGCUCCAUACUUCAAAAUAAUAUGCCUCCUAAGCUAAAAGACCCAGGAAGUUUUUCCAUACCAUGUGUCAUUGGAAAACAUGUCAUAGAUAGAGCACUAUGCGAUUUAGGAGCCAGUAUAAGCUUAAUGCCUAUGCCCAUAUUUGAAAAACUUAAGUUAGGAGAAUUGAGACCGACUAAAAUGUCAAUACAAUUCGCUGACCGUUCUGUCAAAUACCCCCUAGGUAUACUAGAAAACGUGCCAGUACGUAUAGGUCAAUUCUUUAUCCCAACUGAUUUUAUAGUCAUGGACAUUAGGGAAGAUUCCAAUACACCCAUAAUUUUAGGAAGGCCAUUCUUAGCAACUGCCGGUGCCAUAAUAGAUGUGAAAAAAGGAAAGCUCACCUUUGAAGUAGGUGAAGAAAAAGUUGAAUUUAUCUUAACACAAUUCAUGAACGCAUCGGCCAUUGAAGAUAGUUGCUAUAUGUUAGACGUCGUCAAAGAAUGUGGAAAAGAGAUGGAGAAAGAUAAAACCAAAAAUUCUGAAAUUCUAAAAACUCUCAUCCCUCCGACUCAUAAAAAUGGUAAUGACGACCUAGCUAAAAGUUUAAAGAAAAGCUCUUGCUAUAGACUCGACAUAGCUGAAACAAAUGUCGAUAACACACCCUUUAAACGAGUACCUCCCGACAUACUAAAAGCCCACCCAGAAAGUAAUAUCGCUCAAAAUAAAAUACCCCCGGGUGUCUCUAAGAAAAAGAAAGAAAAAAAGAAGAGAAGACCUAUGAAAUGGUCUGACAUUUUCAAAUGGAGACCCAAGAAUAUUGAGCAUAAUUUAAAAGAUGUGAGUCUAGAGGAGGAACCAUGUUGACCUAUAGGUCUAGAUAGUCGAGCUAACCGACGUUAAACAAAGCGCUGCAUGGGAGGCAACCCAUGAGUUUUCUUUAAUUCUUGUUUAAAUUUUUGCUUUCUUUUAUUUUUGAUUUUUUUUUUUUUUAUGACUAUCUUUGAUGAUUCUGUGCCUAAUAGAGCUCCCACGCACAUUUCUCCAAAUGUUGCCGCUGGUGGGGGCGCAAGCAUUGUUCCACCUGCACACACUACACAUUUUUCUAACACUUUUGCAGGUAGUUCCUCCUCAUCAAGGCAAAGCUCCAUCGAUGAUGUACUCGAUAAGAUACGCGCCCAAAACGCACUAAAUCAAGAGCGCGAUGGAUUAUUCUAUGCCAUGCAUCAACAACAAGAGGAGAUGAUGGAACGAAUGACAUUCAUGCAAGCCCAGCAAGACGAAAUUCUUCAAAACCAACAUGAGAUGCAGGGCUAUUAUCAUAGGUUUUGUGCUCCAAAGCUACACUUGAGUCUCAACAGUGAGGACACAGUUGGAUUUAAGUUUAGGGGAGUAUUCUACCAUCCUUACUUUAUUUCUCAGUCAUUUUAUUUUUAGUACAAUUUCCCUUUUCGCAAAUAAAAUAAUAGCACUAUUUUUGGGUAAAUUUUAAAUUUUUCCUUUCCUUGAACCAA